Cucurbita moschata (crookneck pumpkin) is the source of this 1907-nucleotide messenger RNA. Its product is annotated as transmembrane 9 superfamily member 5-like. The transcript is spliced from 7 exons. Gene Ontology annotation, biological process: protein localization to membrane. Lineage: Eukaryota; Viridiplantae; Streptophyta; Magnoliopsida; Cucurbitales; Cucurbitaceae. Gene Ontology annotation, cellular component: membrane. The record is from RefSeq and is a predicted model, not a curated record. Bases 9 to 1811 code for a protein of 600 amino acids.
AUCAAGAAAUGGCGCCAUGUCGUAAACUGAUUUACUCGAUCCUCAUUUUGAUCUUUCUUCUCCCACUCCCCUUCUCCGCCAGAAUUUUCAGAGCUAUAGAUGAUCAAAGACGCGCUUCUUCAUCAAAGCCUCCAGGAUAUGCAUACGGAGACCAAAUUCCUCUGUUCGCCAACAAAGUAUUUGGGGCCGAUGAACGAUGCGAUGCAGACUCAUAUUUUUCGCUUCCAUUUUGCCCUCCAGGAGAAAAACUACACAAAAGAAAGAAAUCCCUGAAUGAAAUUCUGGCAGGCGAUUGCUUAACCAACACUCAAUACGAUUUGAGAUUCGGCGUUCCAGUGUCGGAGGGCUUCCUUUGCGAUAAGUAUAUGACAGAAGAUGAUCUCAAAAGGUUUAAGACUGCCAUUGAAAACAAAUUUGAGUACCAAAUGUACUUCGCCGACAUCUGGUUUGGAAGUAAGGUGGGGGAAGCCAUUGAAGAAACAGGAUUAGGGAAGAAAUAUUAUCUUUUCAAUCAUAUUGAAUUCAACCUCGAUUUCAUGGAGGAUCAAGUGAAGGGCGUUAAUAUUGUAAACAGUCUCGAUUUUUCUGUGGCUAUAACCAAUAUUACUGAAACCCCUGUGGAAUUUUCGUACUCAGUCGUCUGGAAUGAAAUCAAACCCACGAACAAUUCGAGUUACUUUAAAUCCUGGAACAAAGCUCCAUAUGGGAAAGCCUCGUGGGUUUUGGAAGAGAAUCGAGGCUUGUUUUGGUCGGGAAUUUGGCUUUGGACUACCAUUUCCUUUUGGUGGGUCGCAUUGCCUCUUGUAGUUGCUUCGCCGUAUCUGUUUCGGUAUGUCACGUUGAACAGACAACCUCAUCAAGGUAGUCGUUUCAAUGAUAAAGUGUGCCAGUGUCCGAUGUUCACAUCCUUACUCGGUGCUUUAUUGGGCGUUGGAACUCAGCAUCUAAUCAUAAUUGUAUUGCUUUUUGUUUCUGCAUACCAGGGUAUCUACCCCUGCAACCGUGAAAGAAUCUCUGUUGAUAUUGUCUUGGCAUAUUGUCUAACAUCAGUACCGUCUGCAUUUAUAGGCAGAUCAUUUCAUGAGAAAUUUUCCCCACUUAAAUUGAAAGAAUGUGUCUUUCUAACGGGAGCGCUCUACUUUUAUCCGGCGUUCCUAGCUGUUCUUCUAGCAAAGAUAUUCGUGUCGAAUAGCUUAAUGGUGAACGAUGCAAUCUAUAUUCUGUCAAUAGCAGGAAUUGGCAGUGCCAUUUUAGUGUACCUAUGUUGCAUAGCAACAAGGAAGUGGUAUGAACCAGAGCAUGAUGUUACAGCUUGUGCCACCAGAAUGGUAGACGUAUUUAACCCACCAGCUUCCAGUUUAUGGUAUAUGAAGACACCUGCUCAGAUGGUUCUUGUGGGGCUUUCAGUCUUCUUGCCUGUCUGCUUGGUAAUGGAUGACAUCUAUGCAAGCUUGUGGGGUUUGAAGGUGUGCGGGUCAUUCUUCACCUUAUUUGCAGUCUUCUCAACUGUGAUCAUAACUACCAUAAUUUCUGCGUAUGCGCUUACUGGUGUCCAGUUACUCAAAAAUGACUACAACUGGUGGUGGAGAUCAGUGUUACGCGGGGGGUCACCUGCCAUACUCAUGUUUGUUUAUGGCAUCUACUUCCUUUCCAAGAUCAAAACUGAAAGUGACAGAGAGUUCCUCCCUCUUUUGGUGUACAAUUGUUGCAUUUGCUACUCAUUGUUUCUGGUUCUAGGAACUGUAAGCUUCAGAGCUUCGCAUUUCGCCUUUAGAUUCUACAUGGCUGUAGUCGCCAAGAAACGGUCCUAAAUGUAAAACUCCUCAUCUUUUAGCCUUCUGCUAUUGUGCUGUCCGUCUGUACAUGUUCUUGUUUGAAAACAAUUAAUGUUCUUGUGUUCUUCUCCA